This is a messenger RNA of Solanum dulcamara, 1335 nucleotides long. RefSeq names its product cysteine synthase. The record is from RefSeq and is a predicted model, not a curated record. Gene Ontology annotation, molecular function: cysteine synthase activity. The transcript has 11 exons. Lineage: Eukaryota; Viridiplantae; Streptophyta; Magnoliopsida; Solanales; Solanaceae. Gene Ontology annotation, cellular component: cytoplasm. Bases 120 to 1097 code for a protein of 325 amino acids.
UAUGUAACGUUAUUCACUACUCUUCCUAGACAGUCACGGUACAUUUGCUCCUCUUAUAGCAUCUUCAACAAGGCUGUUCCUUUCUUGUCAUUGUCAAAUCCCAGAAUUAACCUGAUAAUAUGGCGGCAGAAAAGACUGGAAUUGCUAAGGAUGUAACUGAAUUGAUUGGUAACACUCCUUUGGUGUAUCUGAAUAAUGUUGUGGAAGGAUGUGUUGGACGUGUUGCUGCCAAGCUGGAAAGCAUGGAGCCAUGCUCUAGUGUUAAGGAUAGGAUUGGUUAUAGUAUGAUUACAGACGCUGAGGAGAAGGGUCUAAUCAAACCUGGCGAGAGUGUCCUCAUCGAGCCUACAAGUGGAAACACCGGUGUAGGAUUGGCAUUCAUGGCUGCUGCUAAAGGCUACAAACUCAUCAUUACGAUGCCUUCUUCAAUGAGUCUUGAGAGAAGAAUUAUUCUGCGUGCCUUCGGUGCUGAGUUGGUGCUUACCGAUCCAGCAAAAGGGAUGAAAGGUGCUAUUUUGAAGGCUGAAGAGAUAAAGGCCAAAACACCCAACUCCUAUAUUCUUCAGCAAUUUGAAAACCCUGCAAACCCAAAGAUACACUAUGAAACCACUGGUCCUGAGAUCUGGAAAGGCUCAAACGGGAAAGUGGAUGCUUUUGUCUCUGGCAUUGGAACAGGAGGCACAAUAACUGGUUCAGGCAAGUAUUUGAGAGAGCAGAACCCCAACGUCAAGCUGUAUGGUGUGGAACCAGUUGAAAGUGCUAUCCUUUCUGGUGGAAAGCCUGGCCCACAUAAGAUUCAGGGGAUUGGUGCUGGUUUCGUUCCUGGUGUUUUGGAAGUUAACCUUAUCGAUGAAGUAGUUCAAGUUUCAAGUGAAGAAUCCAUAGAAAUGGCUAAGCUUCUUGCCUUGAAGGAAGGAUUGCUUGUGGGAAUAUCAUCUGGUGCUGCUGCUGCUGCGGCAAUUAAAGUUGCUAAGCGCCCUGAAAUGGCUGGGAAGCUCAUUGUUGUUAUUUUCCCAAGCUUCGGGGAGCGAUAUCUUUCAUCUGUGCUCUUUGAAACUGUCAGACGGGAAGCGGAGAACAUGACCGUGGAGCCUUGAACUUUUUGUCCUUCGAUUACCAUAUCUAGUCUCGAAAUGGGUUUUCCGAUGAUAGCAGAAUGUUCUUGUCUGAACUUUUCCCUUCCCGUUUUGCUGAAACUGCUAGAAAAUAAGGCCUUUUCUUUCCUUUAGUGGCCAUUUUCUUUUAAAAGUAAGGAAACUAUUCAAGUAUAUUUUAGUGCUUUUGUUAUUCUACACCAUUUGAAAUUUAAAGAGCUGUUGCUUCUUGUUCAUGAAA